AUGGUCGUACCGUCCAUCAAGGAGCGAUUCCCGAGCAGAAGCAAACGAGUUGUGCUGCAGCAUGACAAUGCCACGCUUCAUGGGUCCAUCGAUGAAGACACCUUGGCUGCUGUGUCGACGGAUGGGUGGACAUUUGUGGUCCGUCGACAGCCGCCAAAUAGUCCGGACCUUAACGUCCGUGACCUCGGCUUUUUCGCAUCGAUUCAAGCACUACAAUACAAGAUGGUGAGUCGGUCGAUGGACGAUGUGAUCGAAGCUACAUUGUCCGCCUUCGAGGUUCUCAGUAGUGAUAAGUUGAGUAGCAUCUUCCUUACCCUGCAGGCGGUGAUGUGCCUUGUAAUGGAACACCACGGCGAGAACAACUUUAAGUUGCCCCACCUGAAGAAGCAUACAUUGAGACGUGCUGGAACCCUCAUGGCGAACGUCACAUGUCCUGCUUCGCUUUUCUUUCACGUGAACUCAUUCGUCCAGCAGUCCUUGAGUCGAUAA
Molecule: messenger RNA, 489 nt
Organism: Aphanomyces astaci
Lineage: Eukaryota; Oomycota; Saprolegniomycetes; Saprolegniales; Verrucalvaceae
Exons: 1
Coding region: 1-489 (162 amino acids)
Molecular function (GO): nucleic acid binding
Source: RefSeq, a predicted model, not a curated record